UCCUUAAUGAGACAAAUCAAAGCUAUACAUAUGGUCUCAUGACAAUGUCUAUAUCAUAUUAUCAUGAAUUAAUGUCUCUGUAUAUGUUCUUUUCUAGUUUGGUUUUCUAGCUACAUUCUUAAAACUCCCAUUUUUCAAGCUAGUUAGAAAGGAAAAAUGGCACACUUACCUCCAAGAGUGCCUAACAUGACACCAAAUUGGCCUGAUUUUUCACUUCAAAAAUUGGACAACUUAUCUCCCAAUGCAACUGCUGCUCACAAUAACCCUUUAUGGGCGGACGAAUUCCUCGACUUCUCGUCGAAACGCGGGUCCCACCGGAGAUCGAUGAGCGACUCCAUCGCAUUCUUGGAAACUCCCAUGGUGGAGGAAUGCAGAAGGCUAUCAUCAACUCCGGGUUCGGGUAGGACCACUACUCGUAAUGAGGAAUUUGAGAGGUUUGAUGAUGAGCAGCAGAUCAUGUCCAUGUUUAAUGAGGAACAUGACAAUAUGUCGUGUUCGAACCCGUCGUCGCCGUCUGAUUACAUCAACGUUAAUGAAGAUAAUAAAAGGAUGAAUGUAGCCGGCGGCGACCGUGAUGGUCAAAUGCAGCAGCUUAAUGAGGAAGUCCAAAGCUCAUGCAAGACUAAUGAGGAACCAGCAGCUACUCAUGCAAGUAUUGAAUAUUCUUGUGAAAAAGUUGUUGAUCCUAAGAGAAUUAAAAGGAUAUUGGCAAACAGACAAUCGGCACAAAGAUCACGGGUGAGGAAACUGCAGUAUGUGUCGGAGCUGGAACGUAGUGUUAGCACACUUCAAGCUGAAGUUUCGGUAUUGUCACCAAGAGUUGCAUUUCUGGACCAUCAACGUUUGGUUCUAAACGUUGACAAUAGUGCCCUCAGGCAAAGAAUCGCAGCUCUUUCCCAAGAUAAAUUGUUUAAAGAUGCUCAUCAAGAAGCAUUGAAAAGAGAAAUAGAGAGGUUGAGACAAAUUUAUUACCAACAGAACCUCAAGCAGAUGGAAAACGGUACACAAUCAAAGUCACAACCACCAGUUGCUGAUUCCAGUGCUAUUGAGAUGAAAGUACAACUUGUCAAUUGAUCUCUCCUUUGUGAUCCUUCAGCUAGGAACAAAUAGACUUAUGACUGAUGGCAGAGGAGAGGCACUUUGGCAUAUUCAUGUGUUGUUGGAUCCGCCAUGAAAAUUUCCUUUAUGAGGGGAUCUGACAGGAUAAGAUCACUUGGAUCUCAGAAUUGAUCUCUCAUUUUCAGGGACCAAAAGAAGCUUGUUUUACUGCUUAGGCAUAGGUGUGUCAUUUUUAUUCUGAUCUUUUCGUUUUAUUUUCUUAUUGUUGAUUUCAUUUUUCCUAUAACCGCAUCUACAAGAAUUUUUUAUUAUUGAAAGAGCAAGUGGAAUUUUGUAUUGGGUUGUAUCAAGGAAAGCAAAAAGGAUUUUCACUUGUCAA
Nicotiana tabacum (common tobacco) is the source of this 1438-nucleotide messenger RNA. RefSeq names its product basic leucine zipper 34-like. NCBI's taxonomy places the organism in Eukaryota, Viridiplantae, Streptophyta, Magnoliopsida, Solanales, Solanaceae. Gene Ontology annotation, biological process: positive regulation of DNA-templated transcription. Gene Ontology annotation, molecular function: DNA binding; DNA-binding transcription factor activity. Gene Ontology annotation, cellular component: nucleus. The record is from RefSeq and is a predicted model, not a curated record.